Messenger RNA from Hypoxylon trugodes, 2619 nucleotides. Its product is annotated as DNA repair helicase RAD25. Bases 104 to 2599 code for a protein of 831 amino acids. NCBI's taxonomy places the organism in Eukaryota, Fungi, Ascomycota, Sordariomycetes, Xylariales, Hypoxylaceae. Gene Ontology annotation, biological process: transcription initiation at RNA polymerase II promoter; nucleotide-excision repair. Gene Ontology annotation, molecular function: DNA binding; 3'-5' DNA helicase activity; ATP binding. Gene Ontology annotation, cellular component: nucleotide-excision repair factor 3 complex; transcription preinitiation complex; transcription factor TFIIH holo complex. The transcript is spliced from 2 exons. The record is from RefSeq and is a predicted model, not a curated record.
AAAGCAUCUGGAAUCUUCGCCUCUUCUUCCGUUCGGGCAUUAUUUCUUCUUAACAUUUUCUACUUUAUAUCCCAUAUUCAGCACCCCAUUAUUCGCCGCCAGAAUGCCGGUCAAAAGAAAGGCUUCAGCGAAUGUUUCGGGGCCUACUAAAUCUGGACGAGCCUCUACAACCUCAACACCUGGUUCCGCUACGCCGCGAUCCAUCGAUACCGACGAUGACGAUCCCGGCUCCCCGGAAGAGCCUGCCGAAAACGAGGAACAGAUACAAAAGGUCGUAGAUCGCUUCUCGUUAGCGACAUUUCGCAGCACCACGAGCCACGAAGAAGACUGGACCUCUAGGAGAUUCUUUCGAGAAGGAAGACGUGAUUUCUCGUAUUUACCUCUAAAGCCCGAUUUCAAGAGCCGUCCAAUUUGGAUAGAUCCUCAGAGAGGCCGAAUCAUCCUCGAGAACUUCAGCCCUUUAGCCGCGCAAGCGAAAGAUUUCCUCAUUACCGUUGCCGAGCCUUUGUCGCGACCGACCUUCAUCCACGAAUAUGCCCUUACUAGUCAUAGUCUAUACGCGGCUGUGUCCAUCGGUUUGCAGCCCAGAGACAUUGUCAAUACCCUAGAGCGUUUCUCUAAGACCCCUGUUCCCGAUUCGAUUAUGAAUUUUAUCGGAAGCUGCGCGUCCAGUUACGGCAAAGUCAAGCUAGUCAUCAAAGAAACAAAAUAUUUCGUCGAGAGUACCGAUCCGGAUGUCUUACAGAAGCUAUUAAAGGAUCCUGUUAUCGGGCCAUGCCGUGUUCAAGGUACCGAAACAGUCACCAACGCCCCAUCAAUGGCGGGCAUUGUGAUUCCUGGUACUUCCAACGCCGCGGGAGUACGGCAGGCACAAAUCAAGAAAGACGAGAAGGCACAAGAGGAAGGUGGCGAGAACACACAGGCUCCAAAUCCGUUCGACGCCCUUAGAGAGGAUGACGACGAUGAUAAUCAAGAAGCCGUUCACGCCUUUCAAAUUAGCGAUCCUCUAGUUGAAGUGGUUCAAAAGCGUGCUCUAGAAAUCCAAUACCCCAUGUUAGAGGAGUACGAUUUCCGUAACGACGACAAAAAUGCGAACCUCGAGAUCGAUCUACGGCCAGCUACGCAAAUCCGAAGCUACCAAGAGAAGAGUUUGAGUAAAAUGUUCGGAAAUGGUCGAGCAAAGAGUGGCAUUAUUGUGCUGCCCUGUGGCGCUGGUAAAACGCUGGUAGGUAUUACCGCCGCGUGCACCAUCAAAAAGGGCACCAUUGUCCUCUGUACCAGUACGAUGUCGGCGAACCAGUGGCGUAACGAAUUUUUGAAGUGGUCCAAUAUUGAUCCUCAAGAUAUCACCUUGUUCACAUCGGAUCACAAAUCAAAAUUUCCUGGAAACACUGGUAUCAUUGUCACAACGUACCCCAUGGUUACAAACUCAGGGAAGAAGCGUGCGCAUGAUACGGAAAAAAUGAUGGAAUUUCUGCGAGAGCGAGAAUGGGGUUUAAUGUUAUUAGACGAGGUUCACGUCGUCCCCGCCAACAUUUUCCGCAAGGUCUCUCAUACUAUCAAGAGUCACGCAAAGCUUGGAUUGACAGCAACGCUGCUUAGAGAAGAUGACAAAAUUUCUGAUUUGAACUUCCUCAUCGGACCUAAGCUAUAUGAGGCAAACUGGAUGGAGUUGUCAGAGCAAGGCCACAUAGCCAAAGUUCAAUGUGCCGAAGUCUGGUGCCCAAUGACUGCCGAGUUCUUCGAAGAGUUUAACAGACAAAAGAAGAACAGGGGUCUGCAGCAGAACUUAUAUGUCAUGAACCCACGCAAGAUCCAAGCUUGCCAAUUCCUUAUUGAUUACCACGAGAAGCGAGGCGACAAGAUUAUUGUAUUUUCUGACAACGUUUACGCACUUCGAGAAAUCGCUCUAGCUCUGGGUAAAGCUUACAUUUGCGGGUCUACCAGUAACGCUGAGCGGAUGAUGGUCUUAGACCACUUUAUGCAUAAUCCCCUCGUGAAAACCAUCUUCCUCUCGAAGAUUGGAGACACUUCCCUUGAUCUGCCGGAAGCCACUUGUCUAAUCCAAAUAUCCUCUCAUUACGGAUCUCGCCGACAGGAGGCACAGCGACUGGGCCGUAUCCUCCGAGCGAAGCGGAGAUCGGACGAGGGAUUUAAUGCCUUUUUCUAUUCUCUUGUCUCAAGAGACACACCCGAGAUGUACUACUCAACCAAGCGACAGGCUUUCUUGGUCGAUCAGGGAUACUCCUUCAAGGUCAUCACACAACUGACCGGAAUGGAACAUAUGGAGAAUCUAGUUUUUAAAACAGCGCAAGAACGACGUGAACUUCUCCAAAAGAUUGUUGUUGAUACAGAGUCCAAGAAAGUAGAUGAUGACGAUGAUGUCGCAGAUGACCUCUUCUACGCUCCAGGUGUGAGAAGAAAGGCUCGUAUCAAGCGUGCCGCGGGCGAUCUUGAAGAGCUUAGUGGCGGAAAAGAUAUGGCUUACAUCGAAUCGAGGAAGGGUGCCAACAAGGCGCUCAAGAAGAAGCCGGCAAAGAGCAAUGCCUUUUUCAAGAAGAUGGCUCGGGAAAAGGAAAGGCUCAAGACUCAGCGUUGAUUUUGCUUUUUUUGCGUUUG